Messenger RNA from Lampris incognitus (smalleye Pacific opah), 5644 nucleotides. It is a transcript of the gene irs2b, whose product is annotated as insulin receptor substrate 2b. Lineage: Eukaryota; Metazoa; Chordata; Actinopteri; Lampriformes; Lampridae. Gene Ontology annotation, biological process: insulin receptor signaling pathway. Gene Ontology annotation, cellular component: plasma membrane; cytosol. The record is from RefSeq and is a predicted model, not a curated record. The coding region runs from base 297 to 3650 and encodes 1117 amino acids. Gene Ontology annotation, molecular function: phosphatidylinositol 3-kinase binding; insulin receptor binding. The transcript has 2 exons.
CGUCACAUGUUGUUUCCCUCCUCACUCCGGUCACCAGGAGACAUGUGUUAUUUACUGCCCUGCUGCAGAAGGAGACCAGCGCUCGGCCGGCUCUGGAAAUAGAAAGGAGCCGUGCGGCGUUUUUCUUUUUUACGCACCGAACUGCGUCCCGAGGAGAAGCGGACGGACCAGCCAAGAAGAGGAAAGAGACAACCAGAAGAGGAAAGAAGAAAGAAGAAAGACAACCCCCCCUCCCAAAAAAAAAAAAAAACACAACAAAAACCGCGGCGUUUGUUUGAAGGAGGACGGUCUCAAGAAUGGCGAGUCCGCCGAACGCUCCCGGACAGCUGUUUUCCAGUAACGCCAAUAUCAACAACAACAACAACAACAUCAAGAAAUGCGGAUACCUGAAGAAGCAGAAACACGGACACAAGCGCUUCUUUGUGCUGAAGGAGCCGAGCGAGGGCUUCCCUGCCCGGCUGGAGUACUACGAGAGCGAGAAGAAAUGGAAAAACAAGUCGGCUGCGAAGAGAGUUAUUCCUCUGGACUGCUGCCUCAACAUCAACAAGCGAGCCGACGCCAAACACAAAUACCUCAUCGCCCUUUACACCAAGGACGAGUAUUUCGCCGUGGCGGCGGACAACGAGCAGGAGCAGGAGAACUGGUACCGGGUGCUGACGGAUGUCAUGGGCGAGGGGAAAGCGUGCGACGGCUCAGCGUCCAAUUCCGCCUCCUCCCUGGUGGGCUUCGACGAGGCCAGCUACGGCAUGAUAACGCCGGUCAGCGCGGCGUACAAGGAGGUAUGGCAGGUCAACCUGAAAUCCAAAGGGCUGGGGCAGAGUCGAAAUCUCACCGGCGUGUACCGGCUCUGCCUCUCCAGUCGGACUAUCAGCUUCGUGAAGCUGAACUCGGAGGUGGCCUCCGUCAGUUUACAGCUGAUGAACAUCCGCAGGUGCGGCCACUCUGACAGCUUCUUCUUCAUCGAGGUGGGUCGCUCUGCAGCCACGGGUCCGGGGGAGCUGUGGAUGCAGGCGGACGACUCCGUGGUAGCCCAGAACAUCCACGAGACCAUCCUGGAGGCAAUGAAGGCCAUGAAGGAGCUGUCUGAGUUCCGUCCGCGCAGUAAAAGCCAGUCGUCCGGCACCAAUCCCAUCUCCGUUCCCACCCGGAGGCACCUCAACAACCUGCCCCCCAGCCAGACUGGCCUGCCCCGCCGGUCACGCACCGACAGCAUGGCUGCCACGUCUCCCGUGAGCAAAUUCACCUCCUGUCGGAUACGCACGGCUAGUGAGGGAGACGGCACCAUGACACGCCCUGUGUCGGUCACCGGGAGCCCCCUCAGCCCCGGGGUUCACCGAACCCUCUUGAGCAGAUCUAACACUGUUACAGCUCGCCCAUGUCGGACCUUUGAGUCUUCUUCCCUCCAGCACAGUAAGUCUAUGUCAAUGCCCGUGUCUCGCUCCCCCCCUGUGGCCACCCCGAGCCCGGUGAGUCUGUCCUCCUGCCCGGAGAGCAGUGCUCCCCGCCCCUCCAGCUGCAGUGCCUCCUUUUCAGGCUCUCCCAGCGAUGCGGGUUUCAUUUCAUGUGACGAGUAUGGCUCCAGUCCCGCCGAUGUGCGGGACCUCCGGUUACCUCUCACCCUCCGCAGUAACACCCCCGAGUCCCUCAACGCCGACACCCCCCCUUCCCGGGACGGCAGCGACCUUCAUGGCUACAUGGUCAUGGAGCGGCAGAACCAGAGCGCUUACCGUCGCUUGCCGGAGAUGGACAAGGCCUACCGAAAGCGCACAUACUCCCUUACUACGCCUCGCCAGCAGAGGGGGCCACCGCAGGUCUCCUCGGCCUCGCUGGAUGAGUACACCCUCAUGAGGGCCACCUACACCAGCGGGAGUCAGUCUUCUCGCAGGUCUCACACCGCGUCCCCUAAAGGGACUUAUCCCGAAGACUACGGCGACGUCCACAUCGGCACCAGCACCAACAAAGGAGACAGUGGCUACAUGCCAAUGAUGCCAGGUGUUGCGCCUCCAGCGGCAGGGGCCAGGAAUAACAAUUACAUGCCCAUGAGCCCCAUGUGCGUUUCUGCCCCCAAGCAGAUCAUCAACCCGCGUUCACACCCAUCUUCGGCUGCGGGGCUGGGGCCACGCACAGAGUCCCCCGGGAGCAUCUCCCUGGAGGACAGCGGCUACAUGCGCAUGUGGUACGGAGCCAAGAUGUCGGCGGAGAGCACCGAUGGGCGGCUCACCAAUGGAGAGUACCUCAACAUGUCACCUGUGGAUCCUCUGGUGUCUGUCACCCCGCCCGACUGCUACCUUACUCCCCUGGCAGGCGACGCCCACCCGCUGCUGCCGCUUCACAGACAGCCUUACUCAUGCAGCUCCCUGCCCCGCUCCCUCAAAGCCCAGCCCCAGCGCAACGGCCCCACGGACACCGACCAGUACGUGGUGAUGAGUUUACAGACGCAGCGGAUAGAGGAGGAGUCGAAUGGCUGCCCCGGCUCGCCGGGCGAUUCCCCUGGCACUCCCCCCUCCUCUGCCCCGUCCCCCCUCAGAGCAGCCAGGGUAGAGUUGGGUCUGGUCCACCGGGGGAGGGCGAGUCGGCCCACCCGCCUGGCUCUGGAGGCCCUCAAAACGCUCCCUUGUAUGAGCGAAGACCCCCAACCCUCGGAGCCGCGCAGCCCAGGGGAGUACAUUAACAUAGACUUUGGUGAUGCCACCCGGGCGUCCGGCGUCGCAGAGAACCCCGCCUCCUCUCAGAGGAUAUCCCCGCCGCUCUCGGACUAUGCUAACGUCAACGUCAACUCUCCGGGUCGACUCGGCUCAUGUCAGCCGCUCCUCAGACACUCACCCGACCGGGUAACAACUGGCAGCAGCCUACCAAAUUCACAGCAGGACACGGAGGAGGAGGUGGAAGUGGUAGAUGAGGAGGAGGAAGAGGAGGAGAAAAGCACAGAAGGAGAGGAGGAUGAAGAGGAGAGGGGGUUGAUAGAAGAGUACCCUCUCCCGCGGCAGGGGAGCCCCGUGGGUCAGUCCGGCCCGGUCAAGGAUGACUACACGGAGAUGACGUUCAGCCCCCCCGCCCCACUCCCCACUAUCUGCUCCACGGAUGCCUCCCCUCUCCCCACCAGCCCCACUGCCUGCGUCAAGAGACUCAGCCUGGGGGGUGCCAUUGUGGGGCCGGUGCCCCUGGUGCCGGUGGACUCGUUUCUCUUGGGGGGUGCCUCGUUAUCGGUCCCCUCGGUGGACCCGGACAGAGGGGCCAAGGUUAUCCGGGCGGACCCGCAGGGGCGAAGGCGGCACAGCUCGGAGACCUUCUCCUCCACCACCACAGUCACACCGGUGUGCCCGUCGUUCGCCCACGACACCAAACGGCACAGCUCCGCCUCGGUGGAGAACGUGUUCCGCCCUGUCCGGAGCUCGGAGGUCUCCGACGAGGAGUACGGCAGCAGCAGCAGCCCCAUGUGCAGGGAGACCUCGGCGGGCUACCAGAACGGACUAAACUACAUUGCCUUAAACCUGAUGGAGGGAAGCUUCAGCGGGUGCAGUAUAGGGGGCUGUGAGGGACUGCUGAGGUUCAAGACGGCUUGUGGCUGCAAAGGGGGCAUGAACGGCUUCAAUGCCAACCCCUAUGCCAGUCUGGGCUUCAAGGAGACUGCCACUGCUGUGAAAGACUGAAGGCCGACUGGGACUGCCCACCUCUCUCUCUCUCCUCUCUCCUCUCUCUCUCUCUCUCUCUCUCUCUCUCUUUCCUGUGAACGAGGGACCGCUGCAGCCCAGUGACGAAGUCGCCACACUGACAGCUGGACCAUGUGCUGCAGCAGAUGACCUUUAACCCCCCGCCCCAACCCCAACCCCCAAUCUGGGGUUCACAGGGACUGCCAUCGUCAUGGCAACGCGGACACUUGACCCUUCCCCCCAAAUUUUUUUUUCCUCCACUCUCUCGGCACCCAAACAUUCAGGCGCCGUUUUGCUGCUGCUGUAUUAGAUGACUUAGAAAAAAGACGUAGACUCUAACACUAAAGGCCUUUACACACCUGGGACGUGUGCUGAUGUGUCGUAGGUUAGUUUACAUUAUUACGACAGUGACCCCACUCCUGGUACCACGUAUUGUUUGGCUAAAUUAACCAUAAACGACUCAACGCAGAAGAGCCGUUUAACGCGCUCCUUUCGUGCUCUGCUAGGCACUGCCGGAAAUCAGUUUGUGGUAACGCCCCCGGAGGUCACUGUCGUAAUAACGUAAACUAACCCUACGACACGUCAGCGCAGGACGUGACGAAUAAACGACCUGAAAAACGCAAAAUGCUCGCCUGCGAAUGUUCCGCUUCACACCGGAAGCGAUGAGGAUUCCCGCCAGAAACACGAAUUUGUGGAUUCGCGACGACACCGGACGCUGCUCCGGGCGGCGUGUGUGCGGCGCCCGGGUAAAAAGCGACAAGAGUGCCUCCCGUAUUUGAGCCAAACCUGCUACGACACCGUUGCCUUGCUUACCAGCCCCACUACAUCCAAACGUACACUACAUAAGCUACUCACUACCCUGACAAGCUACUCGGUGGUUUUUGUAUCCUUUGUCGUACAAUGCCGGCCGGCCGAUGGCGAACGCCAACAGGUCCGCCAUUGUCGUUGGGCGUUGUGACGCGCGCGACGUCCGGUCCGCGCAACGUGAUUGGUUGAUGCCUUUUAUUCGCCGAAAACUCGACUUCCUUCCGGAGGGAGAUGCGCGAAUGAAUGAACGUAGCUUUGUCGCGUUCUGUGUGAAAGUACUCACGACAAAAACAACAGCUCGAAAUAAAUAUAUAUGGACGUGGAAUUAAUCGCACAAAAAAAAAACCCGGUGUGUAAAGGCCUUUAGAGAACUAUUUAUCUGUGUACGUAGGCCUGUAAAAUCAUUCAAUAUUAUCAUGCAGAUUACUAUAGUUAUUAUUUGUUGUUGUUGGUACUAUUAUUAUUAUUAUUAUGCAUACACUUUCCACUGGUUUUCCUUUGGCUUCGGCCGACAGGGCCAGUUACCUUUACCUUAAAACCUGUGAACCAAACCUGGAAAAUAUGCGUACACACUCACACACAAAGACACACACACAAAAAAAAAAAACACGCGCGCGCGCGUGCACACACACACGGUCAAGAACCUUUCUUGCAUACAGAUUAUAUAUAUAUUUAUUUAUUUAUCAUAUCUGUAUGCUUUUAGUGAAAUGUGUGUGAAUAUGUACGCAGAUUGAACUGCAACAAAAGAGGUGGCAUUCAUGAAUAUAUUUAAUCAUCCAAGUUUGCAAUUGCUCAAGAAUAGAGAAAAUACCUACCUCAGAGCAAAUACCAGGUUGGUAACCAUUCAAACAGCAUACAUUAUAUAUAUAUAUAUAUAUAUAUAUAUAUAUAUAUAUAUAUAAUGUAUGAUCUAUUUAUUUUCAGAGGUGAAUGUUUUUGUAAAACCACCAAUCCAAAGCCUUACUCUAGUCUUCAGCCCUCGUCUGAUGGACCUUUUAUUUCGGACCUAUAAACACGCAGUAUAUCAAAGACUUAAGUGAUCGUCAUGAAGACCGAAUGUUUGUCAGAGCAGUAGGAGAGACGGCCUCUCUGAGAUUAACUUUUCUAUUUUUCACUUGCUACAUUUACAAAAUAAAAGAGUAAAUGUACUAAAUAUUCAGAUUAAUAUAUUUAUUAUUACGACUGAG